Sinocyclocheilus rhinocerous is the source of this 1666-nucleotide messenger RNA. RefSeq names its product cyclin-dependent kinase inhibitor 1B-like. The transcript is spliced from 3 exons. Gene Ontology annotation, cellular component: cytoplasm; nucleus. NCBI's taxonomy places the organism in Eukaryota, Metazoa, Chordata, Actinopteri, Cypriniformes, Cyprinidae. Gene Ontology annotation, molecular function: protein-folding chaperone binding; cyclin-dependent protein serine/threonine kinase inhibitor activity. Gene Ontology annotation, biological process: negative regulation of cyclin-dependent protein serine/threonine kinase activity; negative regulation of mitotic cell cycle; negative regulation of cell population proliferation. Bases 343 to 891 code for a protein of 182 amino acids. The record is from RefSeq and is a predicted model, not a curated record.
GAGAGAAGGCGGAUCUCCGAUGCACCAAUCCGCGGCGUUCCUCCGGUCGUUUAAAGAGCCUCUUUGUGUCAAUCACUCGUUUGUUCAUCGCCAUAUUGGGCUCCGAAAAGCCUCGCCUUGUUAUUUCUCUUCCCCUUAUUUACUACGACGCGCAGUUGACAGGAGCGGCCACCGCGAACGCUGCUUUUGUUUUGAUGCUCGUCGCCCGUCCGUGUUUAUCGCUCAUGCGGCGCACCCGGGGCGAGUCUGCCUUUACGCCCGUCGCUUUGGAUCGCGUUAACGCAGGAGGGAACGCUCUGUAACAGCUGUCGGGUUUGUGUUUUCGCACUUGAACGCCUUAAAAUGUCCAACGUUCGCUUGUCUAACGGCAGCCCGACGCUGGAGCGGAUGGAGGCGCGACUGUCAGACCAGCCCAAGCCGUCGGCGUGUCGGAACCUGUUCGGUCCGGUGGAUCAUGAAGAGCUAAAGAAGGAUUUCCAGCGGCAGCUGAAGGCGAUGGAGGACGCGUCGGCGGACGCGUGGAACUUCGACUUCUCCACGCACACGCCGCACACCGACGGCAGAUACCAGUGGGACGCGCUGGAUAUUCGCUCGGUGCCCGGUUUCUACAGCAGAUCGGUGCGGGCGAAGGGCUCCGAUCUUCACAUGUGCUCCUCUGGGAAUAAUAUCGACAAGAAUGUGGAUGUUAACGGCAAUCACGACUGUCGCGUAACGGAGCAGAGCGCGGAGACGCCCGAAAAAGACCGAGAGCAGAGGAAAAGAAGCUCCUGUCUCGACUCCUCGUGUCAAAGCAAACGCUCACACAUCUGUGUGGAUGAAGUGACACGGACGCCGAGAAAACCCAAAAAACCCAGAAAACACCCCAGCCCGACACUUACACAAGCCCAGUGAGAAGCGUGUGUCUAAUUCUCUCGUAUUUCCGGACAGGGCUGAAGUUGAUUGCUGUGGGUUUGAUGACCUCAGUGCUUGCUGAACGAAAGAUUUUUUUGGGGGGAGAAACGGACGAGCGGAUGGAGGAACGAGUGGAAAAUAAAACAUAUCAACUCUAAGAGUGUGUUCAAGCACUGAAACAAACACUAAAGUUCUGGCACUCAAGAAAAAAGCAGCUGCCUCGUAAAGCAGUGUAUGUAGCAGUGUGCAAUUAGGUUGCAUUUCCUUUUUUGCUCAUUUUUCGUUUUUCUUACUACCUGUGUAUAUAAAUAUAUAUUUGUUCCUUUUCAUAUGUAGCACAUAAUUAGGAUUAUGUUGGAAAAAUUCUAUUUUUUUUUUUUUGGGGGGGUGGGGUUGGUUUGAUUUGAAGAGUUGCCGUGUGUAGAUUAUUUCCGAAAUGCUGUUCAUGUUUGUUUCACGUUUUGAAGAUCUGUUUUUAUAUUGGCUGUGUAAAACAAAUUUUUUUUUUCAGAUGAGGUGCACAAAAUAGCAGUUCUUAGAAUGGAUCCGAACAUCUCGGCCUGUUUUUUUUUUUGUUUUUUUUUUGAAGGUGAUGUAAAAGUUCAAACUCUGAGGUCAAACCUUGUAGCAUCGACCAGUAUUACCAGUAUCAGGCACUUCCACGUCUCUCACCCUCUUAAAUUAUUUCUUUGCAAGAUGUUUCUUGAUCAUCUGUAAUUUGCGUGAGGUUUUCUACUGAUAUUUUGUUUCACUUUUGUUUGACUCAAUCACCCUU